Molecule: messenger RNA, 3437 nt
Organism: Orcinus orca (killer whale)
Lineage: Eukaryota; Metazoa; Chordata; Mammalia; Artiodactyla; Delphinidae
Gene: SLC39A12
Product: solute carrier family 39 member 12
Exons: 13
Coding region: 957-3032 (691 amino acids)
Biological process (GO): zinc ion import across plasma membrane; intracellular zinc ion homeostasis
Cellular component (GO): membrane
Molecular function (GO): zinc ion transmembrane transporter activity
Source: RefSeq, a predicted model, not a curated record
CUUCCAGCCUGCCUUCCAGGCUUCUCCUUACCCCACCCCACCCCCACCUCAAUGGCUGUCUCACCCUGGGACAGGACGAGGAACCUGGUUGUUAGCUGACUUAGGUAUGAUUGUGAGAGGAGAGCAAGUCUUGGGGGGCAAAUGAUACAGGCUGUGACCUGGGGGAGAAGUUCGCGUAGUUGGGAGCCUCCUGGCUUGUGGCUGGGCUGGUGGAGGUGCUGGGAUCAGCUGAGCCUAGGGAUGGGUGUUGAAGAAUUUCUGUAGGAGAUAACUCGCUGGGACCCUAUGAGGAGGGGCUCUCUAGGCACAGGGCAUCUCAGACUAGGAAAUACGGGACUUCCAGCCUGGACAUCCAUCAGGGAAUCAGGUAAAGGAUACCGAAGUCCCAGCAGAGGACACUGUCCUGGGACCACUGGUCACAGCCAGUCAAGAUCCAGUUCUGCCGAAACCGAGAAGGUUAUGUAGUGGAACUCGGGCAGGGAGGGCCCAUUUGGGGACCUGCUAAUGGAGGUGGGCCAGGAAGCAAGGGCUUAGUUCCGGAAAUAAGGCAAAGUGGAGGUUCUUAAUAGUAGCAGGUGAUGGCAGGACUGGAUAAUUUGCUCAGUGGGUUUUGGGCCGCUUUCCCUUAGGUGCCUCCUAACCAAGUGCCCGAGACUUAGCUAGGGUGGAGCCUGGGAACGAUGCUCAGGUGUUCCCCGCCGGGGGGGGCGGGGCAACAGGCCAGGGGCGGGAGCCUGCAGCGAGCUUCGCAGUGCCGCCCGCUGGUCCUCAGUCCCUUUGCUUCUCUGCGUGCUCCGGAUCCACGGCUGGAAGGGCCUGACCGCCUCCUCGCUCUUCUGUUGGACCGCUGGUUCUGGACUCUAACUCCAGACAUUCCUCCAGUUACAAGUUGACACUGUGAACACCAACCCACCCACCGCCAUCAGAGGCAGACUUGGGCUAAAGGAAGAGUGGAAAUGUGCUUCUGGAGAAAGCUUUCUGUGUUCGGGGGGCCAUUGUUCCUUCUCCUCAGCCUGGUUCCCUUGACUGAGACGGAAAGACCCUCAACUCCAGACAGCAGCGGCACUUGGAGUCCAGGGCAACUGACGGAAGUUCUACAUGUUCUCUCGGCAGAAGAGCCCACGCCCCUGAACCACUCAAGAAGCCUCAUCAGAACGCUGCUAGAGAAAACCGGGUGCCCACGGAGGACAGACGGAAGGCAAGGAGAUUGCAAUCUGUGCUUCGAACCAGAUGCCCUGUUACUAAUAGCUGGAGGAGAUUUCGAGGAUCAGCUCAGAGAGGAAGUGGUCCAGAGAGUUUCUCUUCUCCUCCUCUAUUACAUCAUUCAUCAGGAAGAGAUCUGCUCUUCCAAGCUCAACAUGAGCAAUAAGGAGUAUACAUUUUACCUACACAGCCUUCUGAGCCUCAGGCAGGAUGAAGACUCCUAUUUCCUUUCACAGAAUGAGACGGAAGAUAUCCUGGCUUUCACCAGGCAGUACUUUGACACUUCCAGAAGCCAGUGUAUGGAAACCAAAGUGCUGCAGAAAAUAUCUGGUAUCUCAAGCAGUGAUGGUGCCGAUGAAAAUACACUUCCUCAGUUGGCGGAGACAAUCAUUGCUUUGUCCCUCCAAGGUGUUUGUCUGGGACAAAGAAACUUGCCGUCCCCAGACUAUUUUACAGAAUAUAUUUUCAGUUCCUUGAAUAGUACAAAUACGCUCCAUCUAUCAGAACUAGACCAACUCCUCAACACUCGCUGGACUAAAAAUACCUGUAUCAGAAAAGAUAGAAUCCAUCAACUUCAAAGGAAACAAAACAACCUAACAAUCCGUGAUUGGGCCUAUCCUAAUCUAUCUGUACCCGAGGACCCAGAAUCAGAUGACAGUCCAAUUUCCUGGGAUCAGACUUGCUUCUCUGCUGGACAAUUCGUGGAGAUAUUUCUACAGAACAAGCUUUCAGCCAUUUCUAAGGAGGACUUUAAGCAAAUGAGUCCGGGGAUCAUCCAGCAGUUGCUGAGCUGCUCUUGCCAGCGGCCCCAGGACCAACAAGCGAAGCUGGGACCCCCCACUCCGGAGAAAUAUGGCUACAGCACCAUGGCAGUGACGUUGCUCACGCUGGGCUCCAUGCUCGGGACGACCCUGACCCUUUUCCACUGCUGCGAGGAGAGCUAUCGGCUCAUUUUACAGCUGUUUGUGGGUCUGGCUGUUGGGACACUUUCUGGGGAUGCUCUGCUCCAUCUGAUUCCUCAGGUUCUUGGUUUACAUGAGCAGGAAGCCUCGGAGUCUGGACAUUUCCAUGAACACAGGGGCCACAUUUGGAAACUGUUGGGAUUAAUAGGAGGCAUCCAUGGAUUUUUCUUAAUAGAAAAAUGUUUUCUUCUUCUUGUAUCACCAAGUGCCGAGCAGGGCAUGUCACUGGUUAAUGGGCAUAUGGGACAUUCCAGCCAUCUUGCGUUCAACACUGAAUUAAGUGACCAGUCAGGCAGAGGCAAAUCUGCUUCAACUAUCCAGUUGAAAGGCCCGGAAGAUGCCCAGGCAGCUGAAAUUCCUAUAGGCAGUCUGAACGCCCCCAGCAGAAAAUGCAAAACCAUUAGCUUGUUAGCAAUAAUGAUCCUGGUUGGGGACAGCCUGCAUAAUUUUGCAGAUGGCCUAGUCAUAGGAGCAGCCUUCUCAUCUUCUUCCGAGUCAGGAGUGACCACAACAAUUGCUAUCUUGUGUCAUGAAAUUCCCCACGAAAUGGGAGACUUUGCUGUGCUCUUAAGCUCUGGACUUCCUAUUAAGAUUGCCAUCCUGAUGAAUUUUAUAAGUGCUUUAACUGCCUUCAUAGGACUGUAUAUUGGGCUCUCGGUAUCCGCGGAUCCAUGUAUUCAAAACUGGAUCUUAACAAUUACUGCUGGGAUGUUCUUAUAUUUAUCCUUGGUGGAAAUGCUUCCUGAAAUGACUCAUGUUCAAACACAGCGACCGUGGUUGAUGUUUCUCCUGCAGAACUUUGGACUGACCCUAGGUUGGCUUUCCCUCUUACUCUUGGCUAUAUAUGAACAAAAUAUUAAAAUAUAAGUUGAGUCUCAAAAUCCUUCAAAAAUCAAUUUCAAUGGCAUCAUUUUGUUUCUUUUGUUGUCUUCUACAGUGAUUUAUAAAUUAAAUAUUUUUAUCUUAGGUGAAGUGUGUCUUUUAGUUCAUUAACUUAUUGAUUUUUAUAAUGCAAUUUUGUUUCUAUAGUGUAUAAAUGUCAGGUUGUACUUAACUGAAUUUUUGUUGUUAGUUUCCAACACUGUGAUGGAACUCACACCUUUUUAGUAACUCAUACGCUCUAAAUUAAUUCUAGUAAACUUCCAAAAAAUAUUUUUUCCCUAGUAAAGGAUGUUUGUUUGUAGUAUUUGAAGUGGACAAACGUCUGUUGGGUUAAAAUCUGCUGUAACUUCUUUGAUGUCAAUAAUAUAUUUUUUGUGUGUAUGUGAGAUU